This is a messenger RNA of Bipolaris victoriae FI3, 231 nucleotides long. RefSeq lists its product as hypothetical. The record is from RefSeq and is a predicted model, not a curated record. Lineage: Eukaryota; Fungi; Ascomycota; Dothideomycetes; Pleosporales; Pleosporaceae. The annotation marks the transcript as partial. The transcript has a single exon.
UCUACACCAUUUCGUCCACAUCGACCAUGUCGAUCCGUGCCAUUCCGUCCCGACCCUUCGUUCCCGUCCGCUAGCGCUCCUCUUCGCUCAGUCCUUGGACUCUGGUCUGAUUUGAAAGACCCAGACUCUGACCUCGGCAGAUGCCCCGUGGGAUGGGAUCAACACCAACCCACUGAAUACGAGGUUUGUGGACUCAUCAGAGUCGCCGACACCGCGUUCAUCGCAUCCUGA